Spirometra erinaceieuropaei is the source of this 798-nucleotide messenger RNA. Lineage: Eukaryota; Metazoa; Platyhelminthes; Cestoda; Diphyllobothriidea; Diphyllobothriidae. The record is from the annotation of a GenBank genome assembly.
AUGGUGCUAGAUGGUGUACCGGCAAAAAUCAUCGCCAUGACCAAGGCCUAUUAUCGCUCCACUACUGCAAGAGUCCUGGUCCGCAACAAUCUUUCCCAACCGUUCGGUAUUCGGUCUGGCGUCCGACAGGGUUGUAGCCUGUCACCCAUACUGUUCAACUACGCUAUUGACUGGAUCCUCGGGAGGGCCCUAAAAGAGGGUGACGGUGUUGAAUUUGCACCCGGCCAUCGACUGACUGAUCUCGACUAUGCCGAUGAUAUCGCCUUACUUGCUUCAAGUUUUGGUGAUCUGCAGUCUAUGGUGUCACGAGUGAACGAGGUCGCUAAAUCAGUCGGUUUCUCCAUAAACGCUGGGAAGACCAAAGUGUUCUCAAGCUGCAUCCCUGACCAUGAGAAGGCACCCCUCGGGAUUGAUGGCUGUCAACUUGAAGAAGUAGACAGUUUUAAAUACCUUGGGGCGAGGCUGCUGCCUAAUGGACAGAGUAAGGAGGACAUUGCCUCCCGAAUUGAUGCUGCCCGCUGGGUCUUCUCAAGCCUUCGGAAAUGCCUGUGGAACCGACGUGACCUCUUCAUCGCUACUAAGACUGGCGUGUACCGGGCAUCUAUCCGGUCUGUCCUUCUCUACGGUUAUGAAUGCUGGGCUUUGCGCGUGGAGGACGAGCGAAAACUGGAGGUAUUUGACCACCACUGCUUGAGGACCAUCCUCCGAGUGAAGUCCACCGACUUCGUCCCGAAUGAGAGAGACCGCGCUCGCUGCGAUAACAUCGCAAGUAUAACUGAGGCCAUCCAAGAAAGGUGA